This is a messenger RNA of Ochotona curzoniae (black-lipped pika), 2302 nucleotides long. RefSeq names its product solute carrier family 22 member 17 (gene SLC22A17). Bases 354 to 1976 code for a protein of 540 amino acids. NCBI's taxonomy places the organism in Eukaryota, Metazoa, Chordata, Mammalia, Lagomorpha, Ochotonidae. Gene Ontology annotation, biological process: transmembrane transport. Gene Ontology annotation, molecular function: transmembrane transporter activity. Gene Ontology annotation, cellular component: membrane. The transcript is spliced from 9 exons. The record is from RefSeq and is a predicted model, not a curated record.
UCCACGCCCCGCCUCUGCCAUCACCCCGAGCCCUGGCUUCCCCGCCGUCCCCUCCUCUUGCUCUGCGGUUGUCUGUGCUCCAGCCUCCUGCCCACCUCUCCCUCCCGCCCCGGCAGGUCGGGACCCUGGGAGAUGCGGUGCCAGCCGAGCAGCUGCAGGGUGAGCGCCAGCGCCAGCGGGAGGGGGAGGGCGCGGCGGGCGGCGGCGGCGGUCUGGGCAGCAGCCUGUCGCUGGCCGUUCCCCCAGGCCCCCUCAGUUUUGAGGCGCUGCUGGCUCAGGUCGGGGCGUUGGGCGGAGGCCAGCAGCUGCAGCUCGGCCUCUGCUGCCUGCCAGUGCUCUUCGUGGCGCUGGGGAUGGCCUCGGAUCCCAUCUUCACGCUGGCGCCCCCGCUGCAUUGCCACUACGGUGGCUUUCCCCCCAACGCCACUGGCUGGGAGCAGCCCCCCAACGCCAGCGGUGUCGGUGUCGCCGGCGCGGGGUUAGCAGCCAGCGUCGCCAGCCGCGUCGCCACUAGUACAGACCCUGCCUGUAGCGGCUUCGCGCCACCCGACUUCAACCACUGCCUCAAAGACUGGGAUUAUAACGGCUUGCCGGUGCUCACCACCAACGCCAUUGGGCAGUGGGAUCUGGUGUGCGACCUGGGCUGGCAGGUGAUCCUGGAGCAGAUCCUCUUCAUCCUGGGCUUUGCUUCCGGCUACCUGUUCCUGGGUUACCCAGCAGACAGGUUUGGCCGCCGUGGAAUUGUGCUGCUGACUCUGGGACUGGUGGGUCCCUGUGGAGUGGGUGGGGCUGCCGCAGGCUCCUCCACAGGGGUCAUGGCACUCCGUUUCCUCUUGGGCUUCCUGCUGGCUGGUGUUGACCUUGGCGUAUACCUGAUGCGCCUGGAGCUGUGCGACCCGACUCAGAGGCUUCGGGUGGCUCUGGCAGGGGAGUUGGUGGGGGUGGGAGGGCACUUCCUGUUCCUGGGCCUGGCCCUUGUCUCUAAGGACUGGCGGUUUCUGCAGCGAAUGAUCACGGCUCCCUGCAUCCUCUUCCUGUUCUAUGGCUGGCCGGGUUUGUUUCUGGAGUCCGCACGGUGGCUGAUAGUGAAACGGCAGAUUGAGGAGGCUCAGUCGGUGCUGAGGAUCCUGGCCGAGCGGAACCGGCCUCACGGGCAGAUGCUGGGGGAGGAGGCCCAAGAAGCCCUGCAAGACCUGGAAAACACCUGUCCUCUCCCUGCAACGUCCUCCUUCUCCCUCGCUUCCCUCCUCAACUACCGCAACAUCUGGAAAAAUCUGCUGAUCCUGGGCUUCACCAACUUCAUUGCGCAUGCCAUUCGCCACUGCUACCAGCCAGUGGGAGGCGGAGGGAGCCCAUCGGACUUCUACCUGGGCUCCCUGCUGGCCAGUGGCACAGCAGCCCUGGCCUGUGUCUUCCUGGGAGUCACCGUGGACCGGUUUGGCCGCCGGGGCAUUCUGCUUCUCGCCAUGACCCUGACUGGCAUCGCAUCCUUGGUGCUGCUGGGCUUGUGGGACUGUAAGCACCUCCUUUUUCCUCUCACAAACAGGGGGAGACCCCCAGGGAACCCCGACAGAGAUCUCAAUGAGGCCGCCGUUACCACCUUCUCUGUGCUGGGGCUGUUCUCCUCCCAAGCAGCCGCCAUCCUCAGCAUUCUCCUGACUGCCGAAGUUGUCCCCACCACUGUGCGGGGUCGUGGCCUGGGUCUGAUCUUGGCUCUGGGAGCGCUCGGGGGGCUGAGCGGGCCAGCCCAGCGCCUGCACAUGGGCCACGGGGCCUUCCUGCAGCAUGUGGUGCUGGCCGCCUGCGCCCUGCUCUGCAUCCUUAGCAUCAUGCUGCUGCCAGAGACGAAGCGCAAGCUGCUGCCCGAGGUGCUGCGGGACGGGGAGCUGUGCCGCAGGCCCUCCCUGCUGCGGCAGCCGCCUCCUAACCGCUGUGACCACGUCCCACUGCUUGCCACUCCCAACCCUGCUCUCUGAGCAACCUCCUUGCGCCCUGGUGAUAGGCUGACUCCUACGGGAAAGAAGCCUGGGGCCCUACCCACCUCUUGGCAAGAUCAGGAUGACUGAACAAGGCAGGGCCAAACCGCCUCUCACCAGUGGUGGAGGGAGAGCUCAAAUGUGCUGUCCCCACUCAGUGUCCUCCCUGCUGCUUUGUGUUCAUUUCUGGGGCAAGGGUCAGGGGUCGGGGAGAGAGAUCCAUGCUGUCACCGCCAGGUCUGGGCUCCAUCCUCCCCAGACCACAUUCUUUCUUGCUCUAUCAUUCUCUUUCAAUAAAGACAUUUUGAAUAAACAAGCAUAUCAUA